Messenger RNA from Merops nubicus (carmine bee-eater), 783 nucleotides. It is a transcript of the gene PSMG2, whose product is annotated as proteasome (prosome, macropain) assembly chaperone 2. Gene Ontology annotation, biological process: proteasome assembly. The transcript has 6 exons. The record is from RefSeq and is a predicted model, not a curated record. Gene Ontology annotation, cellular component: cytosol; nucleus. The annotation marks the transcript as partial. Lineage: Eukaryota; Metazoa; Chordata; Aves; Coraciiformes; Meropidae.
CUGGUGUGUGGGCACAGCCUGACUGGGUGGGUCCUGUCCCUGCAGCCAGCGGUGUCGGUGGGGAACGUCGGCCAGCUGGCCGUGGACCUCGUCAUUGCCACCCUUCACAUGAGCAAGGCUGGCUACUUCUACACCGACUGCCUGGUGCCCAUGGUUGGAAAUAACCCCUAUGCAACAGCAGAAGACAACUCGGGGGAGCUGAGUAUAAAUGCUGAAGUGUAUUCCUUACCUUCCAAGAAGCUCGUAGCUCUGCAGAUCAGAUCCCCUUUUAUAAAGAACAAGUCCAGGCCAUUCUGUGAAGCCCUGCUGUCGUGGGUGAAAAGCAGCAACUGUGCCCGAGUGGUUCUGCUGUCCAGCAGCCACGCGUACCAGCGCGAUGACGAGCAACUUCUUGGGACACCACUACGCUACCUACUUACACCUGAUCUGGAGAAAGCAGUUGGAGGCCUUAUGCAGGAGCUAAACUGGAAAGAAAUGGAAAAAGUAGCAGCUUACCCUGGAAUAAAUGAUGCAGAAAAAAUUCUACAUAUUCCUGGAGGUGGCAUCACAAAACUGCUGUUUACUGAGAGCUGUUCCAAAGGAAUCCAAAUGGCAGUUCUUCUGAAAUUCUGCUCAGAGGGGGACAACAUCCCUGAUGCAUUUGCUCUUGUGAACUAUCUUAAUGAAUGGCUCCAGCUAAUUAAAAGUGAAAGCAAAAAUUCCUCCGAUGUUUCUUCACAGUGGCAAAUACCAAGUUCUUGGCGAUUGCUUUUUGGCAACGGUCUCCCACCUGCACUCUUCUGA